Messenger RNA from Chiloscyllium plagiosum (whitespotted bambooshark), 1524 nucleotides. The record is from RefSeq and is a predicted model, not a curated record. NCBI's taxonomy places the organism in Eukaryota, Metazoa, Chordata, Chondrichthyes, Orectolobiformes, Hemiscylliidae.
AGAGGGAGAGGGGAGGUAGGUACACCUAUAAUGGAGUGAGAGAGAGAGAGGGAGGAAUAAAGAGCAAGGGAGUGAGUGGGAUCAAAAAAUCCAGGAGAUAAAGAAAAUAUAAAUAAAGAAGGUGAGAGGGAGCAGCAGAGAGUGAGAGAGAGAGAGGGACUCUGACCCCCCCACCUCCACCUCCACCUCCAUCACCGAGAGGGAGUGAGAGAGAGGGACCUGGGCAGCAGAGGGAAAGAGUGAAGCAGACAGAUACCGGCUGGAGGGUGUCUCAGUCAGAGAAGGGAGAGAUAGAGAGAGAGAGAAAAUAACUAAAAAGGAACCUUCCAUCCAUCCAUCCACCCACCCAGGGGACAGACUGUGCUCAGGGAGAGACAGAGCGACCGACCCGAGGGGCAAAGUGGGGCUGAGCUCUCCCACCUCCUCCCCGAGGGUUGUAGCAAUCCCGGGACCCCUCAUGCGCGAGUGUUCGGUUGACGUUAAGAUGGGGAAGGAGCGGUGAAUGGGCUGAGGUGGAUCAGGAUAUCUGGGUCCACAGUGGAGCAGGGUUGGGGGUUCGUGGGGCGAUUGCUGAGCAAGACCCACGUAGAGGAGGGGCAGAGUUUGUGCGCAGGGUGUCUGGUGAUCGGGGUACAGUUGGACUGAGCCAGCAUUGACUUAGAGUGGAGGAUGAGGAGGAGCUGGCUACCUCUGUGACCUUGAAAUCGUCGGAUCACUGGAAGUUUCUGCAGCUUUGGAAUUAUCUGGGACAUAAUGUGUGAGAAUAGCAGAGAUUGUGGGAGUCCUGACAGCUCUUGGGGGAGUUCUCCACAAAAGCGACGAGCGAUGAGCAGCUCUCCACCCUCUGUCGUUGGCUCAGGAGUCUCGUCUUCGGUCAGUUCACCCGUCAGCAGCGUUGGCUCGCACUUCUCGGUCAUCAACUCGUCCCUGAGCUCACCUUCGACCCCGUCGCUGAGCUAUCGGCCUGUGAACAGCCCACAGAUCAACUCCACGGUCAGCCUGUCGGGGUUCCCCGCCGUCAGCAGUUCCGACGAUGUCCACUCGGCGCUGGGCACCAACCAGGCUAUUUCUUACCCGGCCAGCUCUGCCACCCUGCUGCUGAGGCGCAUCUGUGCCAUUUGUGGGGACAGGUCUUCAGGCAAACACUACGGUGUGUACAGCUGCGAGGGUUGUAAAGGCUUCUUCAAGCGCACGGUGCGGAAGGACCUCUCCUACACCUGCCGAGACAGCAAGGACUGCAUGAUCGACAAACGGCAACGGAACCGCUGCCAGUACUGCCGCUACCAGAAGUGUCUGGCCACCGGCAUGAAGCGGGAAGCCGUCCAGGAGGAGAGGCAGAGGAGCAGAGAGAGGGGCGAAGAGGUGGAGUCCACCAGUGGGGCCAACGACGAGAUGCCGGUGGAAAAAAUCCUGGAGGCCGAGGUGGCGGUGGAGCAGAAACUGGAGCUGCAGACCGACGGGGCGGGAAGCGAAAUGGUGUCGCAGCAGGUUUUUAUUGAUUUAGAUUUUGAUUCUGAUGUUUAA